This is a messenger RNA of Colletotrichum godetiae, 1832 nucleotides long. RefSeq names its product methyltransferase domain-containing protein. The transcript has 12 exons. The record is from RefSeq and is a predicted model, not a curated record. NCBI's taxonomy places the organism in Eukaryota, Fungi, Ascomycota, Sordariomycetes, Glomerellales, Glomerellaceae. The coding region runs from base 411 to 1418 and encodes 335 amino acids.
UGCCAACCAAUGCGUCUAGCGGGGGUAUGAUGCAACGUUUAACGGGCACGGCUUUGCCCGGGGGCGCUGCCAGAAGGAGGAGAAAGGGAGGAGAGGGGGGGCAAGCGGUGAGGUCGCAUCUCCUGAUCUGCAACUUUUGAUGCCAUCUGCUGGUUCAUUACGAGAGGCACAACCCGGCCGUCCAAUUAGACUCUGCCUAAUCUUCGAUCUGGUGGUUACGGAAGCUUGGGGCUUUUGUUUUUCUGGGGAUUCGUCUGCCCUUCACCUUUUUUUCGGGUUUCACAACUUUUCUUCAAUCGCGCAUUUUCUAGUUGAUCCUCGCCAAGUUCGAAUCGACACCCCAUAAAAGCAUUGAAGCUACCCGGGGGUCUCCUCGCUCAUUGAGCCUCGGCCCUCUGACAGGUUUGAAUAUGUCGGAUCCAGCACCGGCUGAAGCCGGCCCGCUCGAAGCAGACAAUGGAGAGGAGAAUGAUACCAAUGAUGACAGCGAUUCGGCCAUGGGAGUGUCUGUGCUCGGGUCAUCUGCAUCCAUGACCAGCAGCAUCAUGCGUUACCGCGAAGAAAAUGGAAGAACAUAUCACGCAUAUCGAGAAGGCAGAUAUGUUUUGCCGAACGACGCGGUUGAGAACGACAGACUCGAUCUUCAACAUCAUUUAUACACACUUACCUUUGAUGGAAAGCUAUUUGUAUCACCGGCUGGUCGAGACAAGCCUUUGAAGAGAGUGUUGGAUGCAGGAACCGGGACUGGAAUUUGGGCAAUGGACUUCGCCGAUGAUCACCAAGAAACUCUGAUUACUGGCGUUGACUUAAGCCCAAUACAACCGCCUUUUGUACCUCCCAACGUCACAUUCUACAUCGACGACCUGGAGGAUGAUUGGACAUACUCCUACAAGUUCGAUUUCGUCUUCGGCCGGAUGCUCACAGGCUCAAUAGCAGACUGGCCGAGGUUCAUCCGCCAAAGCUACGAAAACCUCGCGCCAGGGGGCUGGAUCGAGUUGUCCGACAUCCUCUUAGACCUCCAAAGCGACGACGGAACAGUCACCCCAGAGUGCGCAACUCAAAAGUGGGCAGUGCACAUGCUCGAGGCGGCAGCGAUAUGGAAGCGGCCGCUAGACAGCUGCAAAUUCUACAAGGAGCAGCUCGCGAAAGCGGGGUUCACUAAUAUCGAGGAAAAGAUUUACAAAUGGCCGUCAAACCCGUGGCCGAAAGAUCCAAAGUAUAAGGAGCUAGGCGUUUGGACGUACGAGAACCUAGGGAAUGGCUUGUCGGGACUCAGUCUGGCUCUUUUUACUAGAGCGCUGGGUUGGUCCGCUGAGCAACUCGAGGUCUUCUUGGUGGAUGCCAGAAAAGAUAUGAGAGACAGAUCUAUACAUGGAUGGUGGCCAGUGUAUGUGGUUUACGCACAAAAGCCGGAGUGAAGUCAUAGCAGCAAAACGGAAGAAAGUCAAGAUGAUGGAUCUACAGGACACAGGAACGCAGCACAUAUUAUCCGAUAUCAGUCAUCUCAAUCCAUGCCAAUAUAUGUUUGAGUGGCUGCCUUUACUGAAGGAUUUAUCGAAAUACCCACGAGUCUUGCCUUACUUGCUUACAUCAUCCCCACUGAGCUCAUGGCGAACUACCUGCCCCUUGAAGCUGGAAUGGUGCAGUCAGCCUGUGGCAUCUCUGGGCUUGCCGCGUGGUGUUACUGUAGCCUAUGGUUGAUCAGGGAAGGAAGGACAGGGGCCCGAGGCACACCAAUACUUGACGGCUCACCGCCACCAGUGGCUGUGUUGGGGUAAGGCAGACAGAAAAUGGCCUCUUCGUUAGAUUUUCAAUUGAAACUUGCCCUUUGC